GCCGGCGCGGCCCGGAACACGUUAGUGGAGCGGAAGAUGGCGGCAGUGGUGAAGGCUGUAGCCGGGACCCCACUUGGGCUGAGGCGGAGGAGCCGCCGGUUCUGACCUCGCUCUGGCUCCAGUGCGCGCGGCAGAGCGAGUGCGAGGCCCCGCGAGGCAGGCAGGGGCGGCGGUGGCCAGUGCGCGCCGCCCUGAGGAGCGCCCCCGCGACGCGACUGCUGCUGCUGCGGCUGAGGAGCGAGCCGGCUCCGGGCCUCGGCGUCCUCUAGCUCCCCGGGCCCCGCGCCUCCUCGGGGGGGCGGCGGCGGCGGCGAUGUUCUCGGUCCUGUCGUACGGGCGGCUGGUGGCCCGCGCCGUGCUCGGCGGCCUGUCGCAGACCGACACCAGGGCGGGCGGCGGUGGCAGCGGCGGCGGCGGCGACUACGGGUUGGUGACUGCGGGCUGCGGCUUCGGCAAGGACUUCCGUAAGGGCCUGCUCAAGAAGGGCGCGUGCUACGGGGACGACGCCUGCUUCGUGGCCCGGCACCGCUCCGCGGACGUGCUUGGAGUUGCAGAUGGUGUAGGAGGAUGGAGAGACUAUGGAGUUGAUCCGUCUCAGUUCUCAGGGACUUUAAUGCGAACAUGUGAACGUUUAGUAAAAGAAGGACGGUUUGUACCAAGUAAUCCCAUUGGAAUUCUCACCACAAGCUACUGUGAGUUGCUGCAGAACAAAGUACCCUUGCUAGGUAGCAGCACAGCCUGCAUCGUGGUGCUGGACAGAAGUAGCCACCGCCUGCACACAGCAAACCUGGGUGACUCAGGCUUCCUGGUGGUCCGGGGUGGCGAAGUUGUACACCGAUCUGAUGAGCAGCAGCAUUACUUCAACACUCCAUUCCAGCUUUCUAUUGCUCCUCCUGAGGCAGAGGGAGUCGUCCUGAGUGACAGCCCAGAUGCUGCUGAUAGCACAUCUUUCGAUGUCCAGUUAGGAGACAUCAUCCUGACAGCAACAGAUGGACUCUUUGACAACAUGCCUGAUUAUAUGAUCCUUCAGGAGCUGAAAAAACUAAAGAAUUCAAAUUAUGAGAGUAUACAACAGACUGCGAGGAGCAUUGCUGAGCAAGCUCACGAGCUGGCCUAUGACCCAAAUUAUAUGUCACCUUUUGCACAGUUUGCAUGUGACAACGGAUUGAAUGUAAGAGGUGGAAAGCCAGAUGACAUCACUGUUCUCCUUUCAAUAGUGGCUGAAUACACAGACUGACUGGCCACGCUGUUGACUCCUGCCUUUCCCUUGUUGCCCCACUUUUCCCUGCCAUGUGUGCUGAUCCUGCUGGCAGGACCACAUUUCUUUGCCACUGAUCUUCGUGGCCGGUGACCUACACUCUGGCCCAUGUGUUUGAGACCCAUUGAGAUCCUUAUUGAGAACCACUACUAUCAUCUACUAGCCUGGACCUGCUGGAGACAGCCAAGGCAAAGCAAGAUUUGAAGAUCAGCCUUCACCUCCCCCAGAGGGUUUCAAAGGCUACUACUUUUCAAAAGCAGUUGAAAUAUGGAAAAUUAGUGAUAUUGGCAAAGUGAAUUCAAAAUUGCAGUGUGUUAAAGGGAUGUUAAAGGGUUAACAUAGUAUAUAAUGAUACAUCUACUAGAAAACAAACACUAUCACAAGAAAUGCUACCCAUGUUUCCAUAGGCAGUCUUUGCUAGGACUGGGUGUGGCUUUGUGUUGUCAUUAUGAACUCCUGUUUUCUGGGAGCUUACAGUCCUGCUCCAAGACUAUACUCUGGGUUAUGAGAUCUCGAUCCCCCCAAGCAGCUUUUAUUUUUUGUUACAAAUUGGAAGAAUAUUUUAGUUCUAUGGAUGCAAAUAUUUUGUGCUUUUAAAAAGAUGCUUAAUUGUGCUCCUGUGAUUGAAACUUUGGCAGUUUAUUGAUUUGUCCAGGUCACAGGCUAGAGGCCUGAUCUUCAGGAGGAACAGAGAGGGGAGACUCCUUACCAAAAUUUUAUUAUUAGAAAUACUACAUGAAAUUGUGAAACUCCUCAAGGCCUAGGAAUUGAAUACUGUGACUAAAUUCCUUCCUCGCUGUCUGUGAGGGUGCCCCCCCCUGCUGUGGGACCUCCAGGCCUGGGCCUGUUGGGUUGAGAAUACACAGCUAUAUAUAGCUUGGAAUGAGGUUAGCCAUGGACAGCCUCGCUCCUUCCCUCAAGAGCCUCACCCUCUUAAAGCAUGCACCGCAUUCACUGUGUCCAUAAAGUGACUGUGUGUGGUGGCCACAGCAGCAGAGCCCACAGGAAAACUAGUGAUGACCUGAUAUUCGCAUUUACCCCAGCAGAAGUAUGGGGUUUUGAAUCCAGCUUAAUGUUUACAGUUUCCGAAUAGCCAUUUGCAGUGGAUAGUUUCCUUCUCAAACUACCCCGUAUUCGGUUUCCCAUUACCUGCAAGCUCAAACUUAUUUUUAAGGUUUAUGUACAAUUGACUGCUGUAAAGAUAUAUUUUUUUGGGUCAGUUUUUUUCCUUCAUUAACUUGGUGGUAGAAAACUAUAUAUACUUAGAAACCCUUAAAUUAAAGCCAUGUUUUAUAUGAGUCAGGUAAGGUUGGUGUAUAGAUGCGAAUGCAAUUAAACCUGCUGAGAUUACUUGAGGAGAACCAAAAAGUUCUUUCUCUACAGGAGAUACUGACUCCCUGGUUUAUUGCAUUGAAACUUGUUUUUGAGGUUACCUCACCUUGUUUUAAAAGAUUUUGUUUGUGAAUUUGUAUAUUUGAGUAACUGUCGAGCUUUUGUUUUAUUUAAAAUUGUUUAACAUGUACCAUGUACAUGUCAUUGCUAUAUUUCAAUGUGUCAUGCUUGUAACAGGCAUUUCAUUUAUAAUAAGAAUGAGUUAUUCAUUUGUAAGCUGUUCAGUAAUUUAUCUACUAUUCCUAAAUUGGCAUAAUGUUAGCUAUUUGUUUUGAAUCACCUUUAAUUACAUGUCAGAAUGCCUUAACUACCCUAACCUGACAAAACAGUUCUUUGGUGAGGCGAUACAGGGGCCAGGUGGGGUAUGAAGGGAGACUGUUUAAUAAGGAGAAACAGUUGUACUCUGAUUGAACAUUGAAGCAUGAGGGGCAAAUGGUAGGGUAUUUAUUUUGCACAAACUAUUUACAGGCUCUCUGUAUUUCAAAAAGUAAAGUUGCAUCCAGACAGGGUUUGUUAAAGGAACACAUUGAUGCUAGGACUGAGGACUUCAACUCUUCUAUUUGGUUUGUAAUUCUUUUUUGGUCAAAGGUAUUGUAGCUUUAUGAUCUGGAUAUAUUUUGCAUUAAUUUUCCAAUGCCAACAUUUAAUUCCUGGUAAGAGCAAUGUGGUCAAGUUACUGGCUUUUUCUGCUCUCAUUUAACCCAUCAAACAAUCUUUGUAAAGCUAGAUUGGUGGUAUUUUACACAACUUAAUUAACUCACUUCUGAGCAAUGAUUGUUAGAAAUUGACAAUUUGGCUAUCAGUGAUACUGAAAACAGUGGGGCAUGAAUUGAGUUUCACACUAAGAUAGACUUUGGACCUGGUGUGUGGACCAGUGACAUCAAAUAUUCCAUUUGCUUCUCCCCCUGUCCCUUUCAUUAUGCACUUAAUUUUAUGACUGUCAAGGGUCAGGUGGUGUGAGGCCAUCUCACACUCCCUAUGGUCCAGGGCUCUGUUAGACCCAAGUCUAUACCCAGGCUUCCAGGGUGGGCUGAGCUCCAUCACUUGAUGGGUCUAAUUUGGAACCUCAUGGUAUACAUUCAUUGUAUUUUAAAUCAAGCAGUGUAAGCAUAUACACUUGGACUUUUAUAACAGAAGAGAAAAUUUGGGUUUUUAAUUUACAAAUGGCAAAUUAUUUAUCCCUCUCUGGAUGCACCAAAGACCAGUAAAGUUUAUAGCUUUUCCAUCUAUAUUUAUAGAGCAAUACUGUAUUAUAAAAAUCAAUAUUUUUAUCACAUGCUUGAAAUUUUUAUUUUGUUCUGUUUUGAAAUGUGCACUCUAAACAUAUCAGAACCUUAUUUCUUCCUAUGAACUUAAGCUGCCUGCGCACAAAAAAUAAAUAUAAUUACCAAAUGGAGAUGAAGUAGCUAGAGUCCCUAGGCUCUUAAACCUGAAAGAAGAAAUGUGGAUGAAAACAAGCUCUUUGUCCCAAGUUACUGUGUGCGCUUGAUGUGGUUGACAGGCUACUAGCUCACAGAAGAAUCCAUUCCAGGUGUGCGUGUCUGGGUCGGGCUGUGUCUGGAGUAGAAACCCGGUGUGAGCUUUGCAAGGCAAGAGAGUGUCCUUUCCUGCUGCUGCCCUUGUUCUAGAUAGAGCACCCAGCAGAUGGCAAGCAUCCAUAGUGCCGCCAGCUGACUGCACCAAGGAGCAAAAGGAAGGAAGUGGGAGUUGGUCCUGGGUGUUGUGGAGGUGGUCGGCAGAAUUGGCUAAGACUUUGAGUGUUGGUACUUUUGGGCAGGUGUGUGGCUCCUUGUCACCUUACACCAGCUAUCUGAUAGAGUUACAACAUUCAGUUUCUCUGGAGACUUAAGUCAUGCUUUUGAAUUUUAAAAAUUUUACAAUACCAAAAAAAUCUGCUUAUAAAACAAAAUAUGAACCAGAAAACAUUUGGAUUCUAUUGUUUCAAAAAAUUAAAUUUGUUGCAAAUUUGAACUGCUCAACUAAAAACAGUGUCUGUGUCAAAAUUUAACUGCUAGCAGGUAGUUUGUGGCAAAGAUGACUAAGUAAUGAAGCAAAUUUGAAUCUGUGUGUACUAAUGAGCUGCUUUUUCUGUUGAGACUAUCAUUGUUUGUCUUAAAGAGGCAGUUACCUGAAUGGGAUGUCUGAAGUAUAACUUAGGCAGGAAUAGUUCUGUAAAUACAAAUAAACUGUAAAGAUAUUUAAUAAAUAGAGUAUUUAUACUAA
Molecule: messenger RNA, 4873 nt
Organism: Nannospalax galili (Upper Galilee mountains blind mole rat)
Lineage: Eukaryota; Metazoa; Chordata; Mammalia; Rodentia; Spalacidae
Gene: Pptc7
Product: PTC7 protein phosphatase homolog
Exons: 6
Coding region: 314-1237 (307 amino acids)
Source: RefSeq, a predicted model, not a curated record